AUGGAUGUUUCUUUGCUCUCUUCUUUUCCGAAUGCAAUCUGUUCCUAUCUUCUGCACACUACGUUUGAUCACUCUCCUAUGGUUAUUGAGUUCAAGAUGGAUCCUUUCUCUUAUGGCCCCUCGCCUUUUCGUUUUCAACAAAUGUGGGUGGACCAUCCACAGUUUUUAAUGUGUGUUUGCCAGGUGUGGUCUGCAUCUACUGUGGGUCAUGGACUUACUAAAUUGGCAUUCAAGUUGAAGAAUACUAAGGUUGAAAAUUGGCAUUCUAUUUUCGACCGUACCACUAUGCAUAUUCAUUCUCUUGAGAGUCACAUUGAAGAGCUUGAAAAUAAGCUAUAUCAAAGCUGGGAUGAAGCAAUGGAAAGGGACCUUCUUGUCUCAUCUUCGGAACUUGAUAUUUGGCUUCGCCGUGAAGAUACAAGAUUGGCUCAGAUGGCUAAGUUAAAAUGGCACAUGGAAGGUGAUCGGAACAUGAUUUGUUUCCAUGCUUGCCUUGCCAAUAAAAGGCGUAAAAGAGUGGUGGAAAUGAGGUGUUCGAAUGGGGUGGUUUUCAAUUCACCGGAGAGUCUUCAUCAAGGGGCAGUGGAUUUCUUUUCUAAUUUUCUACAAGGCAUGCUGACUAGAUCGUUACCUGACUUGUCGACUCUUAUUUCACAUGUCAUUUCAGACUCUAAUAGUUCUAUUUUAUGCUCAGUCCCUACUAUGAAUGAAUUUUUCUUAGCUCUUUCUUCUAUCUUGUCUAAUAGUGCUCCGGGACUUGAUGGUUUUGGUUUGGGUUUUUUCAAAAGUUGUUGGGAGGUGGUGAAAGAGGAUGUCUUGGAAGCCAUAUAUGAAUUUUUUGUUUCUAAACAGUUUCCAAGAUUUUUUACAGCUUCUUUUCGUGUCUUAAUCCCAAAGGUUGAUAUACCUUCUAGAUUUGAUAAGUUCAGGCCUAUCAGUCUUUGCUCGGUGUUUUAUAAAAUCUGCUCCAAGAUCAUUGUUAAUCGUUUGACAGGUCUCCUCCCAUGA
Juglans microcarpa x Juglans regia is the source of this 1008-nucleotide messenger RNA. RefSeq lists its product as uncharacterized. NCBI's taxonomy places the organism in Eukaryota, Viridiplantae, Streptophyta, Magnoliopsida, Fagales, Juglandaceae. Bases 1 to 1008 code for a protein of 335 amino acids. The transcript has a single exon. The record is from RefSeq and is a predicted model, not a curated record.